AUGCGUAUUCUACGGAAAGCGGGUGAAUUGCUGCAUGUCUGUUUAGAAUCGGUGGAGAAGAAGUGCGGCUACAAUGGCCGCUGGGAGGGCCAGAAUGGAACGAGCAACGAGGAAUAUCUUCACGGCUGGGCAAACUACACAACCUGUCUGACGCCAGAAAUGCUCCGGCUGCACGGGAAAGUUUACACGAACACAAUCGAGGGUCUCUAAGAAACACCAGGACCAGGAUACACAAGAAUCUGUUCGUUGCCAUGGUUGUCCAGGUUUUGAUUAGAUUAACAGUGUACAUAGACAUUGAAAUCCUGAGGAGGAAGACUUAUGGCAUUCAGAGGGGCAUUGGCAACACUCCUGUGCUUUGUGAGGCCAGCUAUGCUCUUUUGGAAUACGCGAAAACCGCAAUGUUCAUGUGGAUGUUUAUAGAGGGUCUGUUUUUGCAUAAUAUGAUCACUGUAACAGUGUUUCAAGAAAACUCAUACUACAGGAUAUAUCGGUUCGUCGGAUGGGGAUGCCCUGUCGUAAUGACGUUAAUUUGGGCCACCAUUACCGCGUUCUGUUAUCAUCCAAAAUCGAAGAAAGCUGUGAGGGCAGCUGUGGUUCUUCUGCCUUUACUAGGCAUCACCAACGUGCUCUUCAUGAUCGAGGUACCUCUGCACAAUGUGAAGAAAUUCGCACUGUGGUCUUACUCCACGCAUUUCCUUCAAUCAUUCCAAGGGCUUUUCAUUGCAACGCUCUAUUGCUUUUUAAACGGCGAGGUGAGACUUGCUCUGGACAAGACUAUCUCCGUUUACCUUUCUCUAAGAGGAACUGAUCUGCAAGCAAGGAGGCAGUCGACGUUCAGCGGUUGCCAGCCACAAAGAAUUGCGUCCGGUGAGUGAAUUGUUAAACUUAUCAUUUAGUAUUCUACUGUUAUUACUUAGUAUUUUGUUAUUGCAUGCAAAAUUAAAGAAAAGAAAAUGCUUUAUCAAUCUGUACUCUUAGUAAUUCAACUUUCAGUACGACAUAAACAUUUUGUUAGAGUGGAAUUUAUUUUUUUAGAAAAAUAUUACUUCAGUUUAUUAUUGUUAUAAUUAUGAUUAUGAGAGGGAUCUUUCUGUUUUUUUCUUUUUCAUCACAUAGAUGACUAUUAAAUUUUAUUCUUACAUAUGAAUGUAAAAAUUUUUAAAAUUUUUAAACAUCUUUAUGUUUUUUUCUUUUUCAUUACAUAGAUGACUAUUAAAUUUUAUUCUUACAUAUGAAUGUAAAAAUUUUUAAAAUUUUUAAACAUCUUUAUGUUUUUUUCUUUUUCAUUACAUAGAUGACUAUUAAAUUUUAUUCUUACAUAUGAGUGUAAAAUACAUGUUUCUUUACGCAGGAUUUUUUCAAUGAUUUCAAAACUCUUUCCAAAUUAUAUUCUUUUAAUUUCAAUCAAUUUUGUUUCAUACCUUUCCUGCUUGAUACGUUAUAAUUCAACCAAUUUUAAAAUUCUCAUAAAACUCCACAUCCCCGUAAAUGUAAAUCGCAUCGCGUCCACGUGAAUUAGCCAAAGACGUUCAGUUUAUUAUUUCUUUUAAUUAUGAAUUUAUCAUUUUGCCAAAGCAGAUUACAUUCGCAGGUAUAAUUUAGAUUUAUCAGAGCGUGCCAGAUGCAUGCAAUUCUGUCCGGUAUCGGCAUAUUAUUAUACGUAAUUUUUGAUAUUAUUAUCAAACGUUCACUGUAACAUGCAAUUUAACAAACACAGUCUGUACAGUUAAAUUUCACGUUUAACCAUACUUAAUAACAAAACGUCAAAUAUUUCAUUAUCGUUUGAAGCAUUGAUUUCGAAAAUCGGAACAGAAAUUUUCAUGAUCUCGUUAGUCGUUGCGUUCACGAUUAAAAAGUUAUUUUCAUUGAUAUCAUCGUCGCUGCUAAUGCCGAUGAAACAGCAAUUGUCAAUUGAUUAAACACUGCAGAAUUCCGGGCAGUUUUUGACAAAGUAAAGUUUAUCGAAGGCAAAUAUAACUGCAAUGAGUCGCGUUCUGAAUCGUUGAUUUCAAAGUCCCCCCCUUUGUUGAAUUCCAAUCGUCGACAAAUUGCGAUUGCAAUUACCUAAAUCGUGAACAUUGUAGCGAGCGACAACGUUCCUCAAUUCUCUUUGAAUUGUUGCCAUUGUUAUUAUCAUUGUUGUUAUUACAACAGCGACUUGGGUUUUAUUGGCUCACUUUGGCACAUUUAAACAAGAACAUUUGAUCGAGAGAUAUUUUGAAAAUAAUUCGUGUUGUUCGGUUCAGUUCAGUCGAUAACUAUUGAUUUGAAAGAUUUAUUAAAACGACACUGUCAAUGAUAUAAUUGAUGACAAUCGAUGGCAUUAUUUAUAUAAUUAAUAAAUUCCUCGGUAUAAAUGGUAUUGAUGUUUAUUCGUUUAUAAAAAAAAAUAACAAAAUAUUGAUACGAAUUUCAUGACGAUUGUCACUUCUGCAGAAAUGAAUUAUCCCACCGUCUGUAACGAAAGAUAUUAGUGGGAAAUUUUUGCAAGACGCGGCAAAGCCACGAGAUUAUUUGUUUAAGAACGGUCGUGAAACGUUCGGAAGUGUUAGCGAGUUUUCAAUCAGAUCAAUGAAAUCCAGAAAUGCUUGUCCGUGACCUGUCAGAGAGUUGAGAACGCGUAUUGGCCCAGAUACUUCUCUGCAGUGUCGAUUUCACGAGGCAAAAGAUCCGAACCGAUCGCGGAGAUCGUGAAAACCGGUGAAAUCAAGUUCCCUAGGCUAAAGAAAUUUAAUUCGUUAAGUGAGAGAGGAUUGAAGAACGAGAAGAACGAAAAGGACGGACAAUUGACAGGAUAAUGAUUAUUGAUUGGCACGUGCAGUGAUCGAAAUGGAAGAAGAGGAGAUGAGAUCCAGUGGAUGGAUAAGACUGUGCUGUCGAGGUGGAAACACCCCACCACCGGACCGACCUGCCGAGUGAGUAAUGAUCGAGGAAACUUCGCCAAUCCGCAUUUAGAUCAUUACCAGCAUCGAAGGUCGAUCCUCCUCGCAGCACCGUACCAGUAGGUAAAAACACACGCACACGGAAGCAUGUCCUGUUGCAUCUCUUCUUCCAUGCCACCUCCUUUCUGAUCCUGAUUCAAUUAUACAUCAUCGUCAUGGGUUUAUGGUUUUAUGUAAUUUCGUUGGGAUAAAAUUUACCUCUCCCCGGUUGAAAGAAGUACUUAACAAAGUUCUUUAAGUAAGUUUAUUCUUUGAUUUAAUUCCUCCCGUUCAGCGAGAUUGAUUUUAUUGAAACCGGUUAAAUGAAAGCCUUGUUAUUUAUGAAGGUUUAACGGGUUUGGAAUUUAUAGGAAAAUUUUUGACUCUUCCCGGUUAUUUCCUUCUAAUUUUGUACUUAGAAUGAAGAAUUCGAUUUAAAGAAACGAAUCUCAUAGCAUUGGAACCCAGUCAAUGGUUAAAUCCAAAAAUGGAUCUCCCUGUCUCUCCCUGGCUCUCCCCUGCUCUUCUCGGCGAUUUCUUUUUACUUUUGUACUUGGGAUGUAAAAUUUCACUCAAGGAAUCAAAUCCCAUGUCGCUGGAUUCCAAUCAGUGGCUAGAUCCGAAGUUGGAUCUCCCUGGCUCUCCCUGUCUCUCCCUGUCUCUGUCUGGCUCUCUCCGAUCGUUUCCUUCUAGUUUUGUACUUAGAAUGAAAAAUUCGAUUUAAAGAAACAAAUUUCAUAGCAUUGGAACCCAGUCAAUGGUUAAAUCCAAAAAUGGAUCUCCCUGUCUCUCCCUGGCUCUCCCCUGCUCUUCUCGGCGAUUUCUUUUUACUUUUGUACUUGGGAUGUAAAAUUUCACUCAAGGAAUCAAAUCCCAUGUCGCUGGAUUCCAAUCAGUGGCUAGAUCCGAGGUUGGAUCUCCCUGGCUCUCCCUGUCUCUGUCUGGCUCUCUCCGAUCGUUUGCUUCUAGUUUUGUACUUAGAAUGAAGAAUUCGAUUUAAAGAAACGAAUCUUAUACCAUUGGAACCCAAUCAAUGGUUAAAUCCAAAAAUGGAUCUCCCUGGCUCUCCCUCAUUUUUUCCAUUUUUCUAAGUUUUUUCGAACUGAUCAUGAUUCUAAUAAGCUAUUUAUUUAGCAUUUCCUCUCCCAAACUCUGAUAUAUUUAAAAUUUCCUUGAAUUUGUUUUAUAUUUCUUUAAACAUUUAAAGCGUGGAUUUUUUUAAAAUAAUAUAUAUAUAAUAUCCUAAUAUCCUAAUUAGAACUUCCAUAUUUUCCUCGAAUGUCUUGAAAUUUCUUAAACUAUUUCAACCAUAAUCACCUUUUGUCUUAAACUCUAUUCUCACAACUAAUUUCUCACCUGCAUGUUGUUUGCAUGAGCGAGUAUAAUUCGCAUGCAAAGUUCUUCUGCAUCUCUUAGCUUCUACAAACCAAGCACAUCUCAGUUUUAUAUUUGACUUUUACAGUUUUUUAUUGCUGGAAACGAACUGCCACAUUCAUUAACGAACAUGUUGUUCCAUUUGGCAAAUAAAAUUGAAAAGCAAAAUCAUAUCAACAGCAGUUUUUUAAUUAAUAAACAAGCAAUCAAUAUGUAUUUCUGUUUUUCAAUUUUGCUUGAACCAAUUGCUUUUCCAAAGUGUCUGUUAUACAGAUGUACGAUCAGUCAGUUUAAUCAAGAAAAUGUGUUGCAAUUCGAAAUAUUCUGUGUUCAGACAGAAAAUCUAUAUAUAGUUGAAGACACCUGUUUUUUCUGUGGAAGCAAUACUAAUUUGCGGUUUCAGAACAGCUGUCUGACUAUGGAGCCUCUUUGGACUCAUGGACUUUGGACAGGAGCUUCAAAAUUCCACUCAGUUCAUGAAGGCAAGCUGUGAAUAUCUCUGGCUGCUGACAAAAUGAACUCGAACAGCUUGGAAUUAGUUUAAAGACUUGCAAUUUCAAUUUCUACCUGGAAAUCUGAUUAAAUUAAUGGAUAACGAUUGUCCAGCGUAGAACUUGAAUCAAUUAAAAAUCUAAAUGUUUCGAUGAACUUCUUAACUUGAUUAUAGUCAUGGAAUUUCUAAAUGGUAUAAAGACAUUGUACGACAACUACGAAUUGUUAAUUGGUAACUUAUUGAUGUGAGUGAUUGAGUGAAUCUCGAGGAAGAAUGAAAUUUCGAAUUUAAAGUCUUUUUAUUGAAAAGUUGAAUUGAAUAUAACAUAAAUCAAUGUAAGUGGAUUAAAAAGAAUCGUUGAAAACGAUUGUAUAAUCAUUGAGACUUGCGAUGAUAUUCAUAUAAAUGUACACUAUUCUUCUUUUUCUUCUUAAUCAUUUCGAAGGAGAUACUUCAUGA
Heterotrigona itama is the source of this 5247-nucleotide messenger RNA. The record is from the annotation of a GenBank genome assembly. Lineage: Eukaryota; Metazoa; Arthropoda; Insecta; Hymenoptera; Apidae.